This is a messenger RNA of Somion occarium, 2217 nucleotides long. Lineage: Eukaryota; Fungi; Basidiomycota; Agaricomycetes; Polyporales; Cerrenaceae. The record is from the annotation of a GenBank genome assembly.
CUCCUUUGAAUUUGUGUCUGCAUUCCAGUCAUCUCUGGAUUCAUUCUACUCUACAUUCAAUAAUUCCACCAUUGACCUACAAGUCUACAGCUUUGUUGUAGCAAAGCAUAAUACUUCAUCUAGAUACGCGACUUCAGAAAGUUGCACUCCUCAAAUGCUGCCAAGAUGUUCUCUUAGAACGCUUCGCUUCAUUCCAAUAUCAGGCGUUGCAGGCUUUCACACAAAAUCUCGGAGCAAAAACUUGACGACAUCUAGUUUCGACCCUACUAUUCGGACAUUCGUUCACAAACUUGCUGAAUUGCAACCGUGUUUCGCAAUGUCCUCAUCUGAGCUGAGGAUCAUGCAUGAACCUUCGCAGUUCUAUCAGUGCUUGUUGGACAUGAUCCGUCGAGCAAAACGACGCGUCUUCUUGUCUUCACUUUACAUCGGCUCGGAGGAAACUGAGCUGAUUGAGGCUCUCCGCACUGCGUUGGAGACAAAUCCUUCCUUGCAAGUGCGCGUGCAUUUGGAUUUGAAUAGGUCAACCCGACCAGGUCCCAAGUCGACAGCACUGUUGUUGCUUCCUUUGCUUCAAGCAUAUCCAGAUCGCGUCCAUGUAUCGAUGUUUCGAAGUCCAAAACUGAAAGGCAUUAUGGCCAAGUUAGUUCCUCCACGCUAUAAUGAAGGCUGGGGAACGUGGCAUCCAAAAAUCUACGGCGCAGAUGAUGAAGUCCUCAUCAGUGGUGCCAACCUUAAUGAAUCUUACUUUACCAAUCGACAAGAUCGGUACAUUCACCUCUCGUCGCAACCAUCCAUAGCGCAAUAUUGUCUUUCAUUUCUUCAGGUUUCGGAAAGCUUUUCGUACAAACUACUUGCCUCGCAAGAUUCGAAGGAAAAGUACCAACUAGCGUGGCCGGAUUCCAAAACACACCCGCAUCAUAUCGAACGAAAAGCUCAUAACGCGCUCACGACGUUACACAACACCUACAGACUUUCUUCUACAUUCCGGACUUCAACGGCGCCUGACACGUCCAGCCAGGAUGGAGGAGAGCCUGAUGUUCUGAUAUUUCCCAUCAUUCAGGCUGGACAGUUUGAUAUAAGAGAGGAAGAACGUGUACUGUCCUUACUGUUCGAUGAGUUGCCUGGCGGCAAAUGUCCCUCAGACUCUAAAGAGAUCCCAUAUAAUGAUCCUCUGAUUGACUUGACAACCGGUUACUUCGGGUUAUAUCGUCCAUACCGCGACCUCGUCCUGGGCUCACAACUUGCAUGCCGGAUCAUUGCCUCCAGUCCCAAGGCCAACGGCUUCUACGGGUCCUCCGGCAUUUCAGGACGUCUACCUGAAGGUUAUACUCUACUGGAACAGCGGUUCAUCAAUGCCGUCCGGAAAUCAGGCAGAGAAUGGCCAGAUGACGCAACUGAGUCCUCUGGGUCUGGAGUGCAACUGCGAGAGUGGGAAAGAGACGGCUGGACAUAUCAUGCUAAAGGCAUAUGGGUUCGGCCUACACCGACGUCUACGCCAUAUAUAACCCUCUUUGGCUCCACCAAUCUCAACUCACGUUCUGCUAACCUCGAUACCGAGCUUUCGUUUCUCCUGGUAACUUCCUCCAAUACACUUCGGCAACGCCUUGCGGAGGAAGUUGAGGGACUUAGGGCGCAUACACGCCCUUGGCAUGGCGGUGAUCGGAAAGUUAGGAUAGGAACGAAGGCGUUGGUGGCUCUUAUAGGUGGAAUGCUGUAAUUGCACUCAAAUACGCCUCCCCGCGGCGAUUGGAGAUAAAAUACAUUCCAGCCUCGUUGUGAACGGCACUGCUGGGAUUGCUAAAUUAAACCAUCUGGACCUGUCACGGCUGUUCAACCUAGAGGUUAUCUGCCCAUUCGCUUUGAUGUUGUUCCUGCGAGUCAUGCGUAUUGUCGACAUGAAUUUCGACAUAUCCAGGGCAGGAGUGUUGCCCUUGCAUGGCCGACCGCCGAUUUGAAUUUGGCAUUCCAUCUCCGUCUUUCCAGUCCACGGAAAUUAUUGUGGCGUAAAUAUGAAUUCGAAAGGCUACGAAGAGUCACAUGAAUGCUUACAGGCACACUGGUUCCUAUAGUUAUGAGAGGGCGCAAGCAAUGAGACAUCAUUCAUUGAAGUCCACAUGAACUCUUAUCGAACUGUCAUGUUCAUGUUCAUUCUGCACAUGACAGUCUUGUGAUAAAUUAAAUGCAUUCUCAUCUAAUAAAGCAAGACAUUCUCUUGAU